AUGUCUCAAGAUUCCUCUGAUGAAGAAUUCGAAAAAUUUGAACCUUCUUUGCAAAACGUAAUAGACCAAAAUUCCCUACAUUGGAUUUUUGUCGGUGGAAAGGGAGGCGUGGGUAAUAAUAACAACGAAAUGUUAGGUAAAACGACAACAUCGUGUUCCCUCGCAGUGCAGCUGAGUAAAGUGAGAGAGUCAGUUUUACUAAUAUCAACUGACCCCGCACAUAAUUUGAGUGAUGCUUUUGGGCAAAAAUUCAGUAAAGAAGCUACGCUAGUAGAUGGAUUUACGAAUUUGUAUGCAAUGGAAAUUGACCCGACAUCAUCGAUUCAAGAAAUGCUAGAUCAAUCUGAACAGCAAGGUGGAGGAGCUAUGGGAGCUAUGAUGCAGGACCUCGCCUUCGCCAUUCCUGGUGUUGAUGAAGCUAUGGGUUUCGCUGAAGUUAUGAAGCAAGUAAAAACAAUGGAAUAUUCAGUAAUCAUCUUUGAUACCGCCCCCACUGGUCAUACAUUGCGGUUUUUGAGCUUUCCUAGUGUGUUGGAAAAGGCAUUAGCAAAAAUUUCGCAAUUGAGUGGACGGUUCGGACCAGUUUUUCAGCAAGUAAGAGUGAACACUAUUGGAAAAUGGGGCAGAAUGUCUGGUAUGAUGGGUCUUAAUGCUAAUCAAGAAGAUAUGUUUGGAAAACUUGAAGGAAUGCGUGCCAUUAUUACUGAAGUGAAUAAUCAAUUUAAAGAUCCGGAUAAGACUACAUUCAUUUGUGUAUGCAUUUCCGAGUUCUUGUCACUCUAUGAGACAGAACGAAUGAUCCAAGAAUUAACCACUUAUCAUAUCGAUACUCACAAUAUUGUUGUAAAUCAAUUAUUGUUUCCACGGAAAGAUUCUGAUUGUGAACAGUGCCUCGUUCGACAUAAAAUGCAACAAAAAUAUCUGGACCAAAUUUACAAUCUUUAUGAAGAUUUUCACAUUGUACUAAUGCCGCUUUUGACAAAAGAAAUACGUGGUACACAAGAUAUUAAAGAAUUUUCUGAAAUGCUAGUUAAACCAUUUGCUCCUCCGGAUUAUUCAUUGAUGGAUGAUAGUCAGUGA
Molecule: messenger RNA, 1080 nt
Organism: Scutellospora calospora
Lineage: Eukaryota; Fungi; Glomeromycota; Glomeromycetes; Diversisporales; Gigasporaceae
Source: the annotation of a GenBank genome assembly